Molecule: messenger RNA, 752 nt
Organism: Solanum verrucosum
Lineage: Eukaryota; Viridiplantae; Streptophyta; Magnoliopsida; Solanales; Solanaceae
Exons: 1
Coding region: 105-611 (168 amino acids)
Source: RefSeq, a predicted model, not a curated record
GCCGGAUAUGGUUGUAUCUGACCCAUGAGAAAUUCGGGUCAAAACUUCUGAUAGCACCAAAAUAUCUGAAGCAGAGAGAAGAAGAACAAAAUUAACUUACAGCUAUGGGGCUCUCAGCUUCUAAGCGAGUUAGCAAUUCACUCCAAAAUUCAUCCGAAUUCAACUCGGCAUGUGACUCAGUCUACGAUGAUUGUCUCUCCCUAUCACAGCACGCUUUCGCCGGAGUCAAACCCUACCAGCUUUUCUCCGCCAUGGAACGCCUACACGCUUCUCUCUAUCCCUCCGUCCCUCUCAUAACCAAUUGGGUUAAAUCGCCUCCGAACCAAUUACAAGUCGAUAAGGCCUUCAAAAUCGUGUCAAAGCGCCGAUCAGGCGAAAAGGAGAGUGAAAUUGUGCUUGGGAACAAGGAGUUUAAGGAGUUUUCAGUGGAGGUAUUUGCGGACGCUGUCGUUUCGUGUGCAGGGAAAGAGCUGUUGAAGAGGGUUCCGGUAGGUGCAUUGGGGAUUGCUGGCGUUGGUGCGGUGGUAAAGCCUGGGAAAGAAUUGAUUGCGGCGGCGAUUGGUGCUUACGCGCUCGGUGUUGCAACUUCGGUAUACGUCAGCUUGGCUUAAACGUAUGAUUUUUCUUUUUUUUUACUCAUAAAAGUGAAUAAAAGUUUUUACAAAUUUGCUUAAGCCAAAAGUAUAAAUUAGUCAUGUAUUACAUUAUUGUAACCCCUAAUAAGAGACUGAAAUUUAUGUUUAGUUUUAAUU